Messenger RNA from Magnolia sinica, 1850 nucleotides. Its product is annotated as F-box protein SKIP31. Gene Ontology annotation, molecular function: protein binding. NCBI's taxonomy places the organism in Eukaryota, Viridiplantae, Streptophyta, Magnoliopsida, Magnoliales, Magnoliaceae. The transcript is spliced from 10 exons. The record is from RefSeq and is a predicted model, not a curated record. The coding region runs from base 189 to 1304 and encodes 371 amino acids.
CCCUCUUAGACAAGAACCGUGGACAGUGGGGCCACACGCGGAAUGGUUGAGAUGUGGUGCGCGAGGGAAGAUUCCGGCAGAGAGUAGCAUAUCCAGUGUUUGCAGGUGUUGGGUGGGUUUGCGUGGAUCAUAGGCAAAGGAGAGACGACAGGAACCCCCUCGUUUCUUGUUUCAGUUCGAGCGGGAGCAUGGCAACGUCGGACGACGAGGAUGAGACCUUGGUUAAUUUCCUCGAAUUGGAGGUUCUUUCCGAGGUCUCCGACCAGGACGAAGAGUUGAAAACGAGGCCUUCCCCCCUACCUCCAUCAUCUCAAUCACCGUCUCCCUCAUCCAAUAAGAGGCCGCGCCUUGAUCAGGGGACCUCUCAAUCACCCUCUUCCUCUUCCAAUAAGAGGUUGCUCCUUGAUCAAGGGAUCUCUCAAUCACCAUCUUCCUCAUCUAAUAAGAGGCUGCGCCUUGAUCAAGGGACCUCUCGAUCAAGGUCUUCCUCAUCCAAUAAGAGGCCGCACCUUGAUCAAGGGACCUCUCGAUCACCGUCUCCCCCAUCCAAUACGAGGCUGCGCAUUGAUCAAGGAACCUCUCAAGUCAGUUGCCACUGCCAGAUUGAGACUGGAAUUUUCAGCAAGAUUCCUCCCGAGCUUUUCCACCACAUCCUCAAAUUCCUCUCUUCUGAGGAUCUUAUUUCAUGCUCCCUGGUUUGUAGAUUCCUCAACUCUGCAGCAUCUGAUGAAUGCCUCUGGCGCCGUCUUUAUUGUAUGAGGUGGGGUCUGUCAUCACCUACUGGGAAGUUACGUGAGUGUGCUUGGAAGAAGCUUUAUAUUCAGCGUGAUGAAGAGGACAUGGCCGAAUUUGUUAAGAACACUCCAUCUGAGUUCAAGGAGUAUUACGUCCAAAUGCAGGCAGCCAAGAGAAGCCAAGCUCCUCUACUGUCCCAAGUGAACGAUGAUCGCAUAAUUCUCGACAAGACAGUUGCUGAUCAAGUGUCUAUUUGGAGAAGUAGCAGAGGGUUGACUGAUGAGGUAGUUGCUGACCAUGCUUGCUCUGGGGAGACAUGUUGUUACUCUCAAAUUGGAGAUGUCUUUCUCUGUGAGAAGACUGGACGUGUUCAUGUCUGCGAUGACACAUGCCGGGAAGUUGUUUGGGAUCCGUCCAAUGGGCUUUUGGUCUGUACAAUUUCAGGGCACUGUUUUGAUGGAUUGCUGUUGCCAUCUGAAGAGGAAACAGAUGCUGAACAACAACAAGGAGGUGUAAUGGAUGAUCCAGAGCCUUUCAUGGGAUCUGGCCGAUUUGGGUGUUCACCCUGAUCCUUUGAAAGAGGAUUCUUUGAUUUGGAAGAGAUCCAAUUAUGGAAAAACGGAAUGAUCAUGCCGAAUAUCUGCCUCCUUUGUCUCAACAACGAGGAGACAGGGGACCACCUCUUCAUUCAUCGUCCUUUUAUCUCGGAUAUUUGGUGGAGUGUCCUCCAUUGGGCAGGCGUUUCUUAAGUCAUGCCUCCUCUUGACUCUUUGUUCCGCUCUUGGCAUGCUGAGGAUGGUGGAGUAAUUGGCAAGAGAAAGUGGUGAGGCAUGUUGCUUGCAGUUUGGGCGGAGAGAAACAACUGCGUUUUUAGAAACGAGGGUCGAUCUUCAGCGGUUGUUUUCUCUAAGGUGUUGAUUCUCUUCAGGGAUUGGGCGAUGUGAUUAGGCCGGUGGCCGGGGUGUAGCCUCUGUAUCUCUUUUAUUUUCCUUUUCUUUUAGUUUUUCUUCCUUCUUUUCUCUUUUUCAUUGUUUUUCUAAUGUUUUCAUUUUUUAUGUUUGGGUGGCCUUUACUAUCCCGCUAAUAAAAUCUCUUAUGUUUCAAAAAAAAAAAAA